This is a messenger RNA of Scleropages formosus (Asian bonytongue), 939 nucleotides long. RefSeq names its product free fatty acid receptor 3-like. The transcript has a single exon. Gene Ontology annotation, molecular function: G protein-coupled receptor activity. Gene Ontology annotation, biological process: cellular response to fatty acid; G protein-coupled receptor signaling pathway. Gene Ontology annotation, cellular component: plasma membrane. The record is from RefSeq and is a predicted model, not a curated record. Bases 7 to 939 code for a protein of 310 amino acids. Lineage: Eukaryota; Metazoa; Chordata; Actinopteri; Osteoglossiformes; Osteoglossidae.
UCCAACAUGACAAAUCGUGCGGUCAUACUAUCUGUAUACAUUGUCACCUUCCUGAUUGGCCUGCCAACCAACAUCUUGUCACUGUGCGCAUUCUCCAUCAAAGUACACAGCAAGCCCAUGUCCACCGAUAUCCUACUGCUCAACCUCACUGUGUCAGACCUCCUCUUUCUCAUUGUCUUACCGCUAAAGAUGCAUGAGGCAGCUUCAGAAAUGAAGUGGCUGUUCCCCUACUUCCUGUGCCCCAUCACCUCCUUCUUCUUCUUUUCGACCAUCUACACCAGCUCUCUUUUGCUCAUGGCUGUCAGCGUGGACCGCUACCUGGGUGUGGCUUUCCCUGUCCGCUAUAGGCUGAUGCAGAAACCACUGUAUGGUGGGAUAGCCAGUGUGAUCAUUUGGGUUGUCAGCUCAGGUCACUGUAGUAUUGUUUUCAUCACAGAGCACCUUCUCUCACGGAACACCACCUUGAACACUGAAAUCUGUUACGAUAACUUCUCUGGAGAGCAGCUGAACAUCUUGCUCCCUGUCCGGCUUGAAUCCUUUUUUGUCAUUUUCCUGGCCCCUCUCUUAAUCUGCACCUUCUGUUAUUUGAGCUGUAUUCGAAUCCUCUACUCUCAGCCAAGGAUCUGCCAGAAGAAGAAGAAGGCCAUAGGCAUGGCCCUGGGCACCCUGCUGGUGUUUGUCAUCUGCUUUCUACCAUACAAUAUCUCCCAUGUCAUUGGCUUCCUGGAGGGGAAGAGCCCAGACUGGAGGUCCUACACUCUACUGCUCAGCACCUUCAACACCUGCCUGGACCCAAUCAUCUUCUACUUUUCUUCUUCCACCUUCCAGAACAUGGUCAAAUAUCUCCCUUUCAAGGUCCUUGGACUGCGUAAAAGCAUACUGAGGUCUGAAAGACAAUCAAAGGCAACACCAGAAACUGGAAAUGGAUAUGAUCCCUGA